AUGGCUCCUGCUCCUCCUGCCCCUAGCUCCAAAGAGGAGCGUAUUGCUAUUGUCAAUUCGGACAAAUGCAAACCCUCCAAGUGUCGGCAAGAGUGCAAGCGCUCUUGCCCUGUUGUUCGUAUGGGUCGUCUCUGUAUCGAAGUGGCACCAUCGAGCAAAAUUGCCUUCAUUAGUGAGACUCUCUGUAUCGGUUGUGGUAUCUGUGUGAAGAAGUGUCCUUUUGAGGCCAUUAAUAUCAUCAAAUUGCCUACCAACUUGGAAAAUGAGACUACUCACCGUUACAGUGCGAAUAGUUUCAAGUUGCAUCGUUUGCCUACGCCCCGUGCUGGUCAAGUUCUUGGUCUGGUCGGUACGAAUGGUAUUGGUAAGAGUACCGCGCUUAAGAUUUUGGCUGGUAAGCAAAAGCCCAACCUGGGUCGUUACGAUGACCCGCCGGAUUGGACCGAGAUUUUGAAGUACUUCCGUGGCUCUGAGCUGCAGAACUUCUUUACCAAAGUCCUGGAGGACAACAUCAAGGCACUAAUUAAGCCCCAAUAUGUGGACAACUUGCCGCGCGCUUUGAAGACGCGCGCUACAGUCAACCAACUUCUUGACAGCAAACUUCAGCGUGACAACAAGGACGAGGUGGUGGCUGCUUGUGAUUUGCAGCCUGUGUUGGAGCGUGAUGUGCACAACCUCUCUGGUGGUGAGCUGCAGCGUUUCGCCAUUGCUAUGAGCUGCAUUCAAAAGGCGAAUAUGUAUAUGUUUGACGAGCCUUCGUCGUAUCUCGACGUGAAGCAGCGUCUUAACGCUGCCCGUACGAUUCGCUCUUUACUUGACUCGGACACCUAUGUGAUUGCUGUUGAGCACGACUUGUCUGUGCUGGACUACUUGAGUGACUUUAUCUGCUGUCUCUACGGUGUGCCCAGUGUGUACGGUGUGGUAACGAUGCCCAGCCCUGUGCGUGAUGGUAUCAACAUCUUCUUGGAUGGUUACAUUCCUGCGGAAAACAUGCGUUUCCGUGAAGAGUCGCUUACGUUCAAGAUUGCCGAGACGGCGGACGAUGUUGAUAAGGAGCGUUCUUCGAGCUACACAUACCCGAACAUGACGAAGAAGCUUGGUGACUUUGAGCUUUCGAUUGAUGCUGGCAGCUUCACGAACUCGGAGAUCAUUGUGUUCUUGGGUGAGAACGGUACAGGUAAAACCACGUUUGUCAAGAUGCUGGCCGGCAAACUCGCGCCUGACACGGGUGCUGACAAGUUGCCGCAGCUGAAUGUGUCGUUGAAGCCCCAGACGAUUACGCCCAAGUUCCAGGGUACGGUUCGUAUGUUGCUUUUGAAGCAGAUCAAGGCUGCGUUUAUGCACCCGCAGUUCCAGACGGAUGUGGUUAAGCCUAUGAGCCUCGACAAUAUUAUCGACCAGGAUGUGCAGACUCUAUCGGGUGGUGAGCUGCAGCGUGUCGCAUUGGUGCUGGCGCUUGGUAAGCCGGCUGACAUUUACCUGAUCGACGAGCCUAGUGCCUACCUGGACUCGGAGCAGCGUAUCCAGGCGUCGAGGGUGAUUAAGCGAUUCAUUCUGCACUCGAAGAAGACGGCUAUGAUUAUCGAGCACGAUAUCAUCAUGGCUACGUACUUGGCUGACCGUGUCAUUGUCUACGAGGGUACGCCAUCGAUCAAGGCGCAUGCUCGUUCCCCCGAGUCGCUCCUGACUGGUAUGAACUCGUUCUUGGCCACGUUGGAUGUCAGUAUGCGUCGUGACCCGACCAACAUGCGUCCUCGUGUGAACAAGCAUAACAGUGUCAAGGACAAGGAACAAAAGGCCAGUGGCCAGUACUUCUUCUUGGAAGAUUAA
This is a messenger RNA of Malassezia pachydermatis, 1830 nucleotides long. Its product is annotated as rnase l inhibitor-type atp binding cassette protein. Gene Ontology annotation, molecular function: ATP hydrolysis activity; ATP binding; ribosomal small subunit binding. The record is from RefSeq and is a predicted model, not a curated record. Gene Ontology annotation, biological process: translational termination; translational initiation; ribosomal subunit export from nucleus. NCBI's taxonomy places the organism in Eukaryota, Fungi, Basidiomycota, Malasseziomycetes, Malasseziales, Malasseziaceae. The transcript has 3 exons. The coding region runs from base 1 to 1830 and encodes 609 amino acids.